UCGGACGGGCUAGAUCGCAAGUAGCCGCGUCGGAGUGUCGACCGACCGACCGAGAGACCGAGCGAGCGCGCAGAAGAAAGGAAAAGAAGUUUUGUGAUCCUCGUCAAUUCUCACCCAUUGAGCUCUUCCUGCCACUUCGAGAAUGAAGAAAUUUUAUAUGUACUUCUCGACCAAAACUGCCUGACACUUGCCGACUCAAGAAAACACCAACGUUGCACUGCUGGAUCCGACGGAUAGAGCGUGAAGCCGAAAGUAGGAAAAUUUCUGGCGCUGGUGGAAAACUGUGAACAGAAGAUUGAGUUUUUUUUCAAGUUGAUUAUUAUUAGUGAAGUUCCUAAAUUAGUAAAAUUUACGUUCGUCUUGGGGAGACCGUGGUGCAAAGCAUAAGCCAAAAAAAUUCACAUUCAAGGUGUUAUUAUUGAUAUUUGGUAUAUUUUUAAAUACUGGAAAUUGUUGGAUGUAGAUUUGCGAGUGGACACCAACCCGGAGAAGCCUAACGAAAUACGAAACCUGAAGCAAUUAGUGAAGGUAUCAUCAAAAAUCGAAAGUAUCAAAAAAGUGUACAAGUGCUGUUGCGGGUGUAGGACGCUCGAUCAAAGCUAGUGACGAGGACGAAGAGUUCAAAUUUCGGCGGAAGGUGCAACGGCCUAAAGCUGGCCAAGGUUCACUGUUAGGAGUACCCGAGCGAGCCCUUGGUCUAGGGCCUCCGGGGCGGCCUUCAACAUGGGCACCCCAGUGAAAUGGUUAAUAACGACCACGCUUCUUGUAUGGUUCGGACAGCAUACAUAUGCGCAAUUUUGGCAAGACUUGACAGGAGGCGUUGGAUUAUUCAACCGUAACGAUAAAGGCUACGACCGAUCCGAACAGCCUUACAUCGACCCUAGCUAUAAUUUGAUCGAUACCGUCAGUGGUGCGCAAGGCCCUGCGAAUAAGACCUGCAAAGGUGGCGGAUGCUGUACGCCUAAAUGUUUCGCACAAAAAGGUAACAGAGGAUUUCCUGGUGCACCGGGACUGCCGGGUCCGAAAGGAAUGCAAGGUUUCAAUGGCACCGAAGGUUUGCCAGGCAGUAAGGGUUCCAAAGGUGAACCUGGUCCUAUGGGACCAAUAGGUAUUAAAGGUGACCGAGGACGUAUCGGUGUUCCUGGAUAUCCUGGUGUUCCAGGAACAAACGGGUUGCCUGGUGCGACAGGUGCUCCUGGUAUUCCCGGAGUAGAUGGAUGUAACGGAACCGAUGGACUUGCUGGUCUCCCCGGUUUGAAAGGUGAGCCAGGUCCACGAGGAUACCCUGGUCUUCGAGGCGACAAAGGAGACAAAGGUGAAGCGGCUAGAGAUCCCGAAAACUACAACAAAGGCCAAAAAGGUGAGCCUGGACGAGACGGUGCUGAAGGACUUCAGGGUCGACAAGGCGAAUCAGGCGAACGAGGGUAUGAAGGAAGACCAGGCCAACCAGGUAUUCCAGGUCCUUCCGGUCCGAAAGGCGAUAAAGGUAUCAAGGGUUUUUGCAUAAAGGGUGAUAAAGGUGAAAAGGGUGAGAAAGGAGUGGAAAUCGGUUCAUUAGAACGAAGUGAAACCGUAACGGGACCCCAAGGACAAAAAGGUGAUAAGGGUACUGAUGGUUUCCCUGGUAUUCCUGGAGAUAAAGGGCAGGCAGGAGACCGCGGACCGGCUGGCGAUAGAGGUUUGAAGGGUGAAAAGGGUUUACCUGGUCAACCUGGUCCGAGAGGCCGUGAUGGUAACUUUGGACCAGUGGGCUCAGCUGGACAGAAAGGUGAUCGAGGCGGGGAGGGAUUGCAUGGUUUGAAAGGUAAUCCAGGUCCUAAGGGUGAUCCAGGAAAAGAUGGUUAUCCUGGCCUCCAAGGUAUUCCCGGACCUCCAGGGCCUCCCGGAGGUGGUGAAGGGCGUCCAGGUGCACCAGGUCCGAAAGGUCCCCGUGGAUAUCCAGGCCCUCAGGGUCCCAAAGGUAUAGAUGGGUUCCCAGGAGAUCCAGGACCACGCGGUCAGACAGGUCCUAAAGGUGGGCAAGGCAUACCUGGCCGACCAGGUCCGGAAGGUUUCCCGGGUGAGAAGGGAGAAAAGGGAGAAUCAGGAGCAACUGGAUUAGCAGGACCUCCCGGUCCUCGAGGAUUCCCUGGAGCAUCCGGACCGGAAGGAUUGCGAGGCGAGCCAGGAGAACCUGGUACAGGUUUCCCUGGUCAGAAAGGAAAUGCAGGAAUGGCAGGAUUUCCUGGUUUGAAAGGACAAAAAGGAGAACGAGGUUUCAAAGGACUAAUGGGAGCUCCUGGUGAUGCAAAGGAAGGUCGACCAGGUCUACCAGGUAGAUCAGGACGUGACGGAGAGAAGGGUGAGGCUGGCAGACCAGGCUUGCCGGGAAGCAAAGGAGAACGAGGUGAAAAGGGAGAUAUUGGAGGACGAUGCUCAGAUUGUCGACCAGGAAUGAAAGGAGAGAAAGGAGAACGUGGAUACGAUGGUCCUCCAGGACGUCAGGGUACUCCUGGAGCUGCAGGUGAACGGGGUUAUCCCGGAGAGCUAGGAGAACUAGGAAGCCCCGGAUUACGUGGCGCUCCUGGUAUCAAAGGUGAAGCAGGUAUUCCUGGUCUUCCGGGUCCAGUUGGAGAACGUGGUGAAUCAGCUAUAUUGGAUUUAGAUCAAAUCAAAACUGAUAAGGGCGAAAAGGGAGAACGAGGAGAGUUAGGAGCUCCAGGUGUGAAAGGAGAACGUGGAAAUUUCGGACCUCGCGGUCCAAUUGGACCUAAAGGAGAUUUUGGACCCAAGGGAGACAAAGGAAGACCAGGCGAACCUGGAAUUGAUGGUACACCUGGUGCUCCUGGACGAGAUGGAACACCUGGUAAACCUGGAGAAUCGAUUCGAGGAGAGCCAGGUCUUAAAGGAAAUUCGGGUUACACGGGAGAAAAAGGAGAUAAAGGUUUUGCUGGUCUAAAAGGUGAACCAGGCAGAUGUUCCAGUAUUCCACCGAAUCUAGAAGCAGCUGUGAAAGGUCCUCCAGGUGAACGAGGUGAAAAGGGAUUUAGUGGAGCACCUGGUCCUCAAGGUGAAAAAGGAGAUAAAGGAGACCGCGGUCUAACUGGAAGGGAAGGUCAACCAGGGCCACCAGGUCCUUCCGGUCCUGUUGGGGCUCGUGGUCUAACAGGUGCACGUGGCGAUAAAGGUAACACAGGUCCAAUGGGAUUCCCAGGAAACCCCGGCAAAGAUGGGAUUACAGGUUUCCCUGGAUUACCCGGACCAAAGGGUACUAAAGGUGAUCCUGGUCUUUCUAUGGUUGGUCCUCCUGGUCCAAAAGGUAACCCAGGUUUGAGGGGUCCCAAAGGUGAUCGUGGUAGCUCUGGAGAACGAGGUGAUACAGGACCACCUGGUAUGGUUGGUUAUCCGGGUGAGAAGGGAGACGCGGGCAUAGCAGGUAUUUCAGGCUUACCAGGACCAGUAGGUCCAAAAGGAGAACCAGGUCCUGUAGGACCUACUGGGCAUCCAGGAGCACCCGGUCGACCAGGUAUUGAUGGUGUGAAGGGUUUACCGGGUUUGAAGGGUGAUGUUGGUGCCCCUGGUGUAAUAGGAUGGCCUGGCCAAAAAGGUGAUACGGGUCCUCCAGGUAUAGACGGUUCAAAAGGAUUCCAAGGACGUAAAGGUAUUCAAGGCAUACCUGGCACAGUUGGAUUACCUGGUCUAGUAGGACAAAAGGGUGAACCUGGUGAAAAGGGUGACAAGGGCCCAAUUGGUCCAACUGGUCCGACUGGUUUACGUGGUCUGCCUGGAGCACCUGGACUCAAAGGAGAUAGAGGACCUUUUGGACCGCCUGGAUUAGAUGGAUUAACAGGUCUUCCGGGAGAAAAAGGUGACCGGGGUUACACGGGUACUCCAGGUCUUCCCGGGGAACCAGGUGAAUCGUCUGAAAAAGGUCAAAAAGGUGAACCAGGUGCCCCUGGACUAAGAGGUAUUGAUGGUAGACCUGGUUUGAACGGAAUUCCUGGUCAAAAAGGAGAUGGUGGACUUCCUGGUUAUGGACGACCUGGGCCCCCAGGUGAUAAGGGAGAACGUGGCAAUGAUGGUCUUGAUGGACUUCCAGGAAUAAAUGGCCAAAAAGGUGAUUCUGGUGUUACUGGUUUCCCUGGAAUCAAGGGUGAUAAAGGUAAUGCUGGACUACCAGGUAUUCCUGGCUCUCCAGGAAUGGAUGGUGCACCAGGUCCUGAAGGAGUUCCUGGAUUACGUGGACUUGAUGGCGAGAAAGGUUCUAAAGGUGAAGCUGGUCGCAUUGGAGAAAGAGGUGAUCGGGGUGAAAAGGGAGACUUAGGUCCACCUGGCCCUCCAGGAUACAUGGGACUGAAGGGUGAGCGAGGCGUCCCUGGAGAACGAGGAGCGCCUGCUACCGUUCAAGACAUUAAAGGUGAUAAAGGUGAACCAGGACUCCCCGGCCCUGUCGGUAUGCCCGGAAAAGUGGGUUCUCCCGGAUUGGUUGGUGAAAUGGGUCUGAAAGGAUUACAAGGCAUACCUGGUCAGCCCGGAUUCCCAGGGCCACCAGGGUUGAAUGGAUUGCCUGGCAUGAAAGGUGAUCUGGGACUUCCAGGAGAGAAAGGUGAACCAUGCCCCGUGGUUAAGGGUGAAAAGGGUCUCCCUGGACGACCUGGUAAAAAUGGUCGUGAUGGUGGUCCUGGACCAGCUGGCGAAAAAGGUGACAAGGGACUUCCAGGUUUACGUGGUCCAGAAGGACCUUCUGGAUUACCUGGUCCUCUUGGAAGACAAGGUGAAAAAGGAGACCGAGGUGACUCAGGCAUUGAAGGACGUCCGGGUAAAGAUGGUUUCCCGGGACCCCCAGGACCAAAGGGUGAACGAGGAUUCAUAGGAGAAAAGGGUAAUCCCGGACCACCAGGCUUCCCUGGACCACAAGGGGAAAAAGGUGACAGAGGUCGUGAUGGUCGCGAUGGAUUUAAUGGUCCUCAAGGUGCUAAAGGUGACCGCGGUCCACAAGGUCCUGAAGGUAUAGCCGGUUUAGUUGGAAUGAUCGGCGAGAAAGGAGACAAAGGUUUGAGAGGUUCAUCAGGUCUCGAUGGAGCCCCUGGUGAAAAAGGGCAGAAAGGUGAGACACCAAUUUUACCACCACAACGACGAGGUCCACCCGGUCCACCUGGUUUCGAUGGUCCAAAGGGUGACAAAGGAUUGCCUGGUCUACAAGGACCGCCAGGAAUUCCAGGCGCUGUUGGGGCUCCGGGUGAAGUCGGUUUGCGUGGACUUGAGGGUGCUCGUGGUCUCCAAGGUAUUCGGGGUGAAAUCGGUCUAGAGGGUCGCCCUGGACGUGAUGGUUUACCUGGCACCCCAGGAAACAAAGGUGACCAAGGUGCGGCUUGUUUACCUGCUCCUGAUUAUCUCACUGGAAUACUACUGGUCAAACACAGUCAGUCGGAAGAGAUUCCAAAUUGUGAACCUGGUCACGUAAAACUUUGGGAUGGUUAUUCUUUGCUGUACGUCGAUGGAAAUGACUAUCCCCAUAAUCAGGACUUAGGAUCUGCCGGGUCAUGUGUUCGCAAAUUUUCUACAUUACCGAUUUUGGCUUGCGGUCAAAAUAAUGUUUGUAAUUAUGCUUCGCGAAACGAUCGGACAUUCUGGUUAUCUACCUCCGCUCCGAUUCCUAUGAUGCCCGUUAGCGAGCACGAAAUGCGUCCUUACAUUUCCAGAUGUACAGUUUGUGAAGCACCAUCUAACGUGAUAGCCGUGCACAGUCAGACACUGGCAAUUCCAGACUGUCCUAAUGGCUGGGACGGUCUGUGGAUCGGGUACAGUUUCUUAAUGCACACUGCCGUUGGUCACGGGGGAGGAGGACAAGCCUUGUCAGGACCUGGAUCCUGUCUAGAAGAUUUCCGAGCCACACCGUUCAUUGAGUGUAACGGUGGUAAAGGUCAUUGUCACUACUAUGAGACACAGACGUCCUUCUGGCUCGUUUCACUCGAAGACCACCAACAAUUCCAACGGCCUCAACAGCAGACCCUGAAGGCGGGCAAUUUGCUCUCAAGAAUAUCGAGAUGUCAGGUGUGUUCUCGUGCUUAGGUUUUCUAUCUCUAGCAAAAGCACACACGGCGAAAUCAAAUCCUAAAUUUUAAUUUAUGCAACAACAAGAACAACAACAACAACAAGGUGCCUUCCUAAGUUAUUUCUAAAAGAGAGUAAGAACUUGCUAGGGACUUUAAAGUUAAGUAAUGCUAGAGAAUAAAGUAAAUGAAAAGUCCGAAAAGAAACCAAAUAUAUGUAAAAACUGAGAGUGUGUAAGUAAGUUGUAAUUCCUGAUGCUUUUUUAUAAAAAAAAGGUAUGCAAUAAUAUAAGGCAUUGUUAGUCUCUAAUAGUAAUUACUUUGAUUACAAAAAAGAAAACGUUAAACUGCCUUUUGGAAGUACUGCAACAAAGACCGCCAAUUUCUCAAGAAACCUCCCUGCAACGAAUUUAGUUAGCGAAUAACGUCUUGUAUGCCUUUUCUUAAUAAAUAAUAUUACCAGUGCCCUUUGUGAUUGGUUUCUAUUUUUUAAUCGACGGAUAAUAAUCUAUGUAUCAAUAGUAUUUUAAUGUUCCAUUUUAUUUCAAACUCAAUGAGUAGAUGCGAAUGGCGACACUUGAUCCUUCUACAGCGAAAUCAUGCAACAGUAAUGUGUUUUGUAUAGGCUAUUAUCAUUAAUCCGACAAGAUAAAAAUAUUGAUGUUAAAAUUGAAAAUCUUUGUACCCCAAUUGAGGAUAUAUCUAAACUUUUCUACAAAAAUUGAUGAUAGAAAUCAUUCGGGAAGUUAUUCACCGGGAUCAAGUGUUCAUAGUUUUCCAUAUAGCUGCCACUUUAAAGGAUCGAUGUGUUCAUGGAAAGGGAAAUCAAAUUAUAGUGUAGAGAAUCGGAUACGGAUUUUUCGACGGGUUUGUGCGUUAACUUUACGUUCACAUGUUUAACAACCAAUUAGAGUGCCAUUAGAGAACAGCUCGUUAAACAAUUUUUAUGACAUUAGCCAUAUUAUCGACUACUGAGAGAUGAAUUGCAACGCAACGUACUCCGACUAAAGCGCAUUUUAUAAACUGUACAUUUCCGCUUUUUAUAUUACGCUAAGUGUUAUAACCAAGUAUCUCCGCUAUCUUAUGUUUCCAUUCAGUGUCGCAAAAUCGUUACAGUCGAAAUAAAACUCUUAAAAAUAAACGAAA
Messenger RNA from Malaya genurostris, 7178 nucleotides. RefSeq names its product collagen alpha-1(IV) chain (gene Col4a1). The record is from RefSeq and is a predicted model, not a curated record. Gene Ontology annotation, molecular function: extracellular matrix structural constituent. The transcript has 6 exons. NCBI's taxonomy places the organism in Eukaryota, Metazoa, Arthropoda, Insecta, Diptera, Culicidae. The coding region runs from base 724 to 6051 and encodes 1775 amino acids. Gene Ontology annotation, cellular component: collagen trimer.